CACAACCCUGCAUUCAGUAAAAUUGAGGCCUAGCAUAAAUGAUGCACAUGCACGUAAUCAUUAAAAUAUUCAGAGCUUAUUGAUUUCCACCUAUCAGAGCCUCAGUCCUAGUCUGACUCUCCUCUCUGUUUCUAUAAAGCUGACAACUGCUGGCUGAGUUACUGUAUUAGUAGCUUACAGGUGCUGCAGGUAUAUUUAAGCAGCUAUUUCUAACGUGCAAUGAUCACGAGGCGGUUAGGUGUGGUGUUCGUGUGGGGCUGUUAUGGUCUUCUUUUUAUAAGUAGUUUUUCAAUGCUGGUUUACAGGAAUCUUCACUCUGAAGCUGAUGAAAGCAAAAAAGCACCUGAUUCCUGUCAAGUGGACCAGUGUGCAGAUAUGGAGAAACGUACAGACAAGAAGGAGCUUGUGAACGACAAGAGCACCUGGACAUCUGGGGCUCAGGAUGAUGCUCUCGGUCGAACACCUAUCAAAAUUAAACUGCAUGACCUCAAGUCCCGGACGUGGCGUCUUGAAGACACUUUCGGUGUAGAUCUGGACACUGUUAACAAGGUACUUGUCAUGGCCAUUACCAUUGUGGUCAUCAUCUGUAUUGAGGGAUGGUCAAAGGUUUCCUGGUUUGUCCAGUUUUGGAGAAUGUUUGCUGUAUGCUUCUUAAUCAGUCUAGUGUGGAACUGGUUAUAUCUCUACAAGACAGCCCUUGCUGAACACCAGGCCAAAAUGCUUAAGUGGGAAAAUAUGAUGGAUAAAUGCACUGGAGGGCAGAAAAAUGGCUGGUGGGAUGAUUUCAAAGACUGGUAUCGGACCACAUGGACUUUACAGGAUGAUCCUUGUAAGGAAUACUUUGAGCUCCUGACUGUGCAUCCAAUUCUGCAAGUGCCUCCGACCAAGGUUAUCACUGUUACCCUCACUACCCUUUUUACAGAUCCUCUGAUACAUAUAGGACAAGGCAUUAGCGCGUUUCUCAGGGCCUUACUAAAAGACUUGCCCAUUACACUCCAGAUACCUCUGCUUAUUUUAUUUGUGCCCUUCAGCCUGGUGUUUUUGUAUGGUGUUGGUCGAGCAGUAGUUCUGCUGCAUUGGAGCCAGCAAGGCCGAUAUCAAGAUCCUCCACCUGCCGUUGCAGAUCAGCCUGAUGCUCCUCCCAAUAGACUGAACAGAGUGAAGGAGUGGACGUCUGUGAAAACCCUACGAAUGCGGAACGCCUUUACAGCAUGGAUGAGACAGACACUUGGAUCAUCAUACCACAGAAAAGUGCACACCAACAACAUCUAA
Messenger RNA from Clarias gariepinus (North African catfish), 1272 nucleotides. Its product is annotated as chloride channel CLIC-like protein 1. Gene Ontology annotation, molecular function: chloride channel activity. Gene Ontology annotation, cellular component: membrane; endoplasmic reticulum. The record is from RefSeq and is a predicted model, not a curated record. The transcript is spliced from 8 exons. Lineage: Eukaryota; Metazoa; Chordata; Actinopteri; Siluriformes; Clariidae. Bases 220 to 1272 code for a protein of 350 amino acids.